This is a messenger RNA of Thlaspi arvense, 549 nucleotides long. Lineage: Eukaryota; Viridiplantae; Streptophyta; Magnoliopsida; Brassicales; Brassicaceae. The record is from the annotation of a GenBank genome assembly.
AAAACCGAAGCGGCGACGGAUCCCGCGUGGGAAUGCGAGGGAAAAGGAGCUUGUGAAUUGAAACAGAAGCGAUUUGCUGAUAAAAUCAUGCCUCAUAUCCUCAACUUGUACGGGUCCUGCGCAAAAGCCAACGAUUUUGACAUGUACGCACCAAAUGCUUCCUUUGAGGACCCUUUAACACAUGCUCAAGGGGUGAAGCAGAUCAAAUCAGCAUUUUAUUCACUCUCUAAGGUGUUCGGUGAGUCGAAAAUAGUUGAAUAUCAUAUUCAGGAGAGUGAAAUCGCACCGGGGAAGAAAGAGAUACUAAUUGACAACAAACAACACUACAAGAUCAUGGGAAAGAACAUAGAUAUGAUCUCUCUUAUUAAGCUCUAUGUCGAGAACGGGAAGAUUGUCCGACACGAAGACUGGUGGGACAAGAAACCUCUGAGGAACAGAGACACGGUUAGCUUCCCGUUAGUGGGGCGUGCAAUGGAGAUGGGUCGAAGAGGCUUGAUGCUAGCGACUCACGCCAUGAUGGGUUUUGGUAAAGAUCCGGACUCGCAUUGA